Molecule: messenger RNA, 2232 nt
Organism: Lichtheimia ornata
Lineage: Eukaryota; Fungi; Mucoromycota; Mucoromycetes; Mucorales; Lichtheimiaceae
Exons: 3
Coding region: 1-2232 (743 amino acids)
Biological process (GO): regulation of DNA-templated transcription
Molecular function (GO): DNA-binding transcription factor activity, RNA polymerase II-specific; zinc ion binding
Source: RefSeq, a predicted model, not a curated record
AUGCAGGCACCCGACGACCCUCCCUUUUCUUCUUCUUCGUCGCUGUCCCAGUUUCACCUACCUUCACCCGAUUCUGAUCAAGAUCCUCUUGUUGCUGAAUCGCACCAUUCCAAGUCGGAUAUGGUUACGUUGCCUUCUUCACCAUCAUGUAUAUUCACUCCUGCCACCGCCAACACUACUACUAUUACUACUACUUCAAAUACAAACACUACCUCCUCCUCCUCCACCACCACCACCACCACCACCGCUUCUACUGCUCCUUCCGCCCAACAACUUCCUACGCCAAGAACACCUUCCAAUGACGACGAUGACACUACUACCAUUUCCACCAUGGCAGACAAUCAGCUCACUCCUAUGAUUGUACCAGCAAAACGCGGUUACAAAUCUCAUGUACCUAGUGCAUGCGUCAACUGUCGCAAGGCUCACUUGGCGUGCGAUGUAUCCCGACCAUGCAAGCGUUGUGUAGCUGCCGGCAAAUCAGACACAUGCCAUGAUGCUAAGCAUAAGAAACGAGGCCGUCCAAGAUUGCAUGAAACCAAACGAUUCAGUGGAAUGUAUGGUGGAUCAGUGAUUCUCGACACUUCGUCUGUGACAGCAGCAGCAGCAGCAAGAGAAAAAACAACAUGUGGCAUGAUCCAAACAGCAACAUUUACCAUGACGACAGCCAUGCAUCGACCCACAACACCUUCUACCACCGCCAUCUCUUUUGUGCAUGAACCUAUCGAGUCAUUUCAAAACAAGACUUCUACUCACCAACAACCAUCAUCAUCAUCACCAUCACCCCAUAUUGCCAUAUCCCAUCGGAAAAAUGAUAGCAGUGGAUCAUCACAAAGUCAACAAGCAUUGCGAGAACCCGAGCCGCCACCAUCAUCAUCAACAUCCAAGAGUACCAUUACCAUGUUCUUAUCAAUGGAAAUGUGUUGUGCACGUACAUCUGAUGAGGUGACCGAAUUAUGGGGCUACCAUCCGCGGGAUCUCGUUCAUCGAUCUUUGUAUGAAUUGAUAUCUUCUCACGACACGGAUCGAUUAGGCCGUCUACAUCGCUUAUUGUUGGACAACAUUAUGGACAUUGCACAACAACAACAUGACACCACCACCACCAACAACAACACAUUGGGCCCUGAAGCUCGUCCACCACCAUCCGAAAGAACGACAUCACCUAUAUUUUAUGAUACAGACCCAGAUCGGCUCAUGAUGAUUGCAUCAGGAUCAGGCACAUUUUCGGAUACGCUUCAUAUCAAGAAACAGGGUGGCGAGCAUGAAUUGUAUGAAGUCAUUGUCUAUCUUGGUGGUGGAUUAGGUGCGGAUUUGACAAAGCCAGCCACGCUCAAACACCUCUAUGUUGUUGCCGAAAUGAAGAAACACCAAUAUCGUAUUGAACAGCGUUUGUUGUCCCAUCAACAUCAUACCCGAGCAUUCAAUGCAUCCUCUUUGCGAUUCCAACAAACAUUACCAAGAGUACAUGCAUCCACUUCACAGCAUACAUUUCAUACUGGCAGCACAUCGUCAUCAUUAUCAUCAUCUUCAGCAUCAUCAUUCUCUAUGGGACAUACUACACUGAGACCUAUUGCACCCCAGCUAGCACGAUCAUCCUCAUCAGGGCCAUUGCAAGCGAGACAAGGAUCCCUGCCAGGACAUUUUGCAGCCAAUUCACAGCUCAACACUGUAUCAUUGCCAGCUGGUAGUAAGAAGGAUCAUGCUGUUCCCAAAGUCAACAUUGCACCGAUAUCCAAUCAUGAAGGUCGUCGUCAUGGUGUUGGUGGUAGUCAUGGUAGUGGUAGUCAUGGCAACAAGCAACCAAUAGCACCAGCAGUGACUGAGAGACUCUUCCCAUCAUUUACUGGCGGACCCUACUUUCGAAGGAUCGCUGCUGCUAGUCCAAAUGGGUCAGCCCCACCUCCCAUUGGACGCGAAUCAAACAAUCCUUAUUCGACAUUAGCCUAUCGCUUUGCUCCAGCUGCCCCUCCCGCAGGUUCACCACGAGGAGGUCCACCUUCUUACACGCAUCCAACGACACAAUACUUUUUGCAGACUUCAAGUAGCACUUUGAAUGCUGCAGCAUCAGCCGCUCAAAGCAGUAGUAACAACAUCUCCACGGCAACGACUACAUCCCAUCCCAAUACAGCAGCAGCUACGGAUGGUAAUACCAUGGCAGCAGAUAAUGACAAGGCUGUCGGCAAGACCGAUUCGAAACGAAAGGCCGAAAUGAGCAUCAGAUCCCUUUUGUGCUAG